GAUACACACCUGACUCCUUGGUCCAGUUGUACUAACCACUUGCCUGUGUCCUCUUGUUAUAUCGCCAACUCCAUUACAAUGAGUUACAGCUUUAGCAGCUCCUCCAGGGUUGGCAGUGGUGUCUCCUCCAGGUUGUCUGAUGGAAUCUACAGGGCUGCCAGUGUUCAUGGUGGUGGUUAUGGGGGAUCCAGCAUCUCCAUGUCUAGUGCUAAGUUAGUGUCAUCUGGACAAGGCUUUAGCUCUGGAUAUGGAGGUGGAGCAUCCUAUGGUGCAGGGUCUUUUGGCGGUGGAUCAUUUGGUGGUGCUGGAGGAUCUAGCUUUGGUGCAAACUUCUCCUCCGGUGGUGGAGAUGGAUUGCUGUCUGGCAAUGAAAAAUAUACUAUGCAAAACCUGAAUGACCGUCUGGCCAAUUACCUGGAUAAGGUGCGAUUACUGGAAGAAGCCAACAGUGACCUGGAGACAAAGAUCCGUGAAUGGUAUGCAAAACAAGGGUCAGUCGCAGUACGUGAGCAGAGCUACAGUGGCUACUACACUACCAUUGAUGAACUGCGUGAUAAGAUAUUUGCUGCAACAAUUAACAACUCUAAACUUGUUCUGGAGAUUGAUAAUGCCAGAUUAGCAGCUGAUGACUUCAGAAUCAAGUACGAGAAUGAACUAUCCCUGCGCCAGAGUGUUGAUAAUGAUAUCAAUGGUCUCCGACGUGUGCUUGAUGAAUUGACCAUGAGCAGGUCAGAUCUGGAGCUUCAAAUUGAAGGCCUUAAGGAAGAACUGGUUUACCUCAAGAAGAACCAUGAGGAGGAAGUCGGUGAGAAGCAACAGCAUGCAACUGGCACUGUGAACGUGGAAUUAGAUGCUACCCCAGGAGUUGAUUUAACCAGAAUUUUGAAUGAACUCCGAGAGCAGUAUGAACACAUUGCAGAGAAAAACAGAAGGGAAGCUGAGGCCUGGUAUCUUGGUCAGGUUGAAUCUUUGCAAAAUGAAGUUGUUGCCAGCACACAAGAAGUACAAACCACUAAGUCCGAGAUUACGGAUCAGAGACGUAACUACCAGGGCUUGGAAAUUGAGCUGCAGUCCUUGUUAAGUGCUAAAGCUGGUCUGGAAGCCAACUUAGCAAGCGCAGAGGGACGCUAUUCAGCACAGCUAUACCAGAUGCAAUCUAUCAUCGGUGGCAUUGAGGGUCAGCUGUCAGAGCUCCGCUCAGACCAAGAACGCCAGAAUCAGGAGUACAGAGCCCUGCUAGACAUCAAGAGUAGACUGGAACAGGAGAUCGGCACAUACCAUCAACUCAUAGAUGCAGACAGCAGCAAAAUCGGUAUCGGAGGUGGAAGUGCAACAUCAGCAACCUCCACUACAACCAAAGUACAAGCCAUCAUAAAGGAGGAAAUUGGCGGAAAGGUUAUUUCUUCAACAUCUUACAAGAAGUAUUAAGGUUCCACUGCCAACCAAAGAACAGUUCUCUAUCUUCUGGCUAACAAACAGUAGAUACUAAUGAAUUAAAGGGCACACGUGUAUGUUAUCAAUCAAGCAGAAAAACCUCUUAAAGAACACAACAAAAGCACACAGAAGAUAAUUCAUUAAACCUUCAAUCAGAUACUAAUGCAGCAUAAUUGUUUUUUAAUAGAGAUUUCUACUGUAUAUGGCUAUAUCAGAAUGUGAAACUUUAUUAAAUACAUUCAAACUGAUUUAUACUAGCGUUAGUCUAGAUUCAAAGAACGUGUUCACUAUGAUAAAACUCUUCUAUGGCCCAGUUGGCUCUUCAUAGAGAAUGUGAUGGUUGUCAAUUAUUCAAUAAACUCUUUUUUAUGGGUUGUGCAAGAAAGAA
Bombina bombina (fire-bellied toad) is the source of this 1822-nucleotide messenger RNA. RefSeq names its product keratin, type I cytoskeletal 15-like. Gene Ontology annotation, molecular function: structural molecule activity. The transcript has 8 exons. Lineage: Eukaryota; Metazoa; Chordata; Amphibia; Anura; Bombinatoridae. The coding region runs from base 79 to 1428 and encodes 449 amino acids. The record is from RefSeq and is a predicted model, not a curated record.